This is a messenger RNA of Diuraphis noxia (Russian wheat aphid), 1297 nucleotides long. Its product is annotated as rhomboid-related protein 2-like. Gene Ontology annotation, molecular function: serine-type endopeptidase activity. NCBI's taxonomy places the organism in Eukaryota, Metazoa, Arthropoda, Insecta, Hemiptera, Aphididae. Gene Ontology annotation, cellular component: membrane. The record is from RefSeq and is a predicted model, not a curated record.
CAGUGCCCGUCCGGUUGACGCGUCUGUCGUGUUUGGUGCGUGUGCGCGCUAUAUAGCAAAACGGCGUAACAACGUUGCAAUAUUAUUAUUGCUUGUUAUCACAAUAUACCGUGCACAGGUUGCGGCCGCGGAUCGCACGUGCGCCGCGCCGAAACAUUCUUGCCAUCGGCACGUUCGUCUGACAAACUAUUUAGUGCAGUGCGCGCGCGUGCGCUUUCGCAUCCCACGUGUCUGCACGCGGUUCGCGCGACGCGAUCACAACACUAUUGACCUUUGCCCGUCCACCGGCCCCUCCAUUUCUCACGCGCACGCGGCGCCUCCCCGGCAGCAGCAGUUCAAAGCGUUUCGAAUAUUAUACAACGCGCCAGUGACGCGCGCGCGUGGUGCGUGUACUGCGACAGUGCGAUGUGCUCGUCCGUGCCCAACGUUCGUCGAGCGGUUUCACGAUGUACGUAGUCGCGAUACCGUCGAUAUUUUCUCUAUAAAAAUAUUGUUGUUAUUAAUUUAAUAUUAUUUUUACUGUUAAUAUAUUAUUGAUUUCAUCACAAUUAUUAUUCGUAAUGCCGACCGUGUCGCCGGACAUUAUAUACCCGAACACGUUUAGCGCGCGAGUGUCCCGACCGUGUUGAAGUCGCUCAAUAAAGAACACACGGCUUUUGAGGCAGGCGUUCACGUUCUUCCACUUGCCACAACAAUAUAUUAUUUAAUAUUUUAUAAUAUUAUUUAGUAACCGGUUGUCUCUGCUUCGGAUUGGGCCUGCGGAUAAAUAUCUGCGAUGAAAGUGGGCCGAAGAUAUUUUGAACUCAUGGUUUCUGUGAUCAAUCCAUCGUCGGAUCUAUACCAUCACAGUCCUUUAGCGCCUUUAGCGUCAUUCGACUCACCUGGUUCUGGGAUCGAAUCGACCAGUACACAAUCGGAAAAGAAUUKCCCGUUCAAAGACUUCAUACUAAAUGAUAAAUGGAGACGUUUAUUUGAUAAAUACGAUCCUGAAGGUUUUGGCGAAAUUCCGUGGAAUGAUUUCUUGAUGUUAUUAAAUUCGUCGGAUUUCGUGAAAUCUAUAUCACAGGAGAAACGCGAUAUCCUCCUUGAACGAGCUCGCCAAUCAAACACGUCUGCGAUAACUUUUCAAGAUUUCGUCAACAUCGGCCGCUGCCACCCCAUCUCUUUUACGGCCCUUCAUCGCGUUUAUGGAAUUUCUAUCGAGGAUAAAUACACCGUCAUAUUGUACUUGAUUGGUAUAGGUAGUAUAUCUGAAUGUUUAAUGGUCAGAAUAGCUGAUAWAAUCGAUAUUUAUUAA